Gadus chalcogrammus (walleye pollock) is the source of this 3832-nucleotide messenger RNA. RefSeq names its product polyadenylate-binding protein 1A. Gene Ontology annotation, molecular function: RNA binding. NCBI's taxonomy places the organism in Eukaryota, Metazoa, Chordata, Actinopteri, Gadiformes, Gadidae. The coding region runs from base 642 to 2549 and encodes 635 amino acids. The record is from RefSeq and is a predicted model, not a curated record. Gene Ontology annotation, cellular component: ribonucleoprotein complex. The transcript has 15 exons.
UCGUCUCUGGUUUCGGUCGCCGAUCAGCGCGUGUUUCCUUUCCUUCCUAUAACUCGUCUGCGUAGGGUGUGCUCUGGAGCUAGUCUCGGCACACAUUUUAUUAUUAUGAAACAAACCAAAAGCUAGAGUACAAACGCAGACAUAUUUUUAUAAGAAAAAAAAAAUCGGUGAAGCAGGAUUUGAUUUGAAGACCAAGAAACGACAAGAAGACGCAGGAUUUUGAAAGCGACGCAACGAGAGGAACGCUAGCAGGCUAAUCAGUUAGCAUUAUUGUUGAAAGCGUGGGUGACUAACGAAAGCCAUUAUAUUGUUAACCUCAAUUUUUUUUCACUCUAAGGACAUUGGCAUUCCAUUAUUAUAACAUUUAUUGCUUAUAUUGGCUACGCAUAUUGUAACUUAAGCAGUGAAACGUUUGGAUUCCAGUAUUAAUUGUCGAGCUAACUCGGGCCACACUCCGACCCAGUUCACCAAGCUAGCCAGCCCACGUUGGUAAGGUAGCGGUGUGCUUGUCGAAAUACAGAUUCGAGCAAGGGAGUGCGGCAAGAAAGAAAUUGAUCCAUAUCAAGGACAAUUGCAAUCGUAUAGUCGGCAGUAGAUAUUUUACCCCGUUUUUUGGCAACUGAGAAGGCACAUCAUCAGUCAUGAAUCCCAGCGCGCCCAGUUACCCCAUGGCCUCGCUGUACGUGGGAGACUUGCACCAGGACGUCACGGAGGCCAUGCUGUACGAGAAAUUCAGCCCGGCCGGGCCUAUCCUCUCAAUCAGAGUAUGCAGGGACAUGAUCACUCGGCGUUCCCUUGGUUAUGCGUACGUCAACUUCCAGCAGCCGGCCGAUGCCGAGCGUGCCCUGGACACCAUGAACUUUGAUGUGAUCAAGGGUAGACCCCUUCGCAUUAUGUGGUCCCAGCGUGAUCCCUCGCUGAGAAAGAGCGGGGUGGGCAACAUCUUCAUCAAGAACCUGGACAAGUCCAUUGACAACAAGGCUCUUUACGAUACAUUCUCUGCCUUUGGCAAUAUCCUGUCCUGUAAGGUGGUAUGUGAUGAAAAUGGCUCAAAGGGUUACGGCUUUGUGCACUUUGAGACCCAUGAGGCGGCAGAGCGUGCCAUUGAGAAAAUGAAUGGCAUGUUACUUAAUGACAGAAAAGUGUUUGUCGGACGAUUCAAAUCCCGAAAAGAGAGGGAGGCUGAGCUGGGAGCACGCGCUAGAGAGUUCACAAAUGUUUACAUCAAGAACUUUGGAGAGGACAUGGACGACGAGAAGCUGAGGGAGAUGUUUAACGCAUAUGGCGCUGGACCGGCCCUCAGCAUCCGGGUUAUGACCGACGACGGAGGGAAGUCCAAAGGAUUUGGCUUCAUCAGCUUUGAAAGGCAUGAGGAUGCACAGAAGGCUGUGGAUGACAUGAACGGCAAAGAGCUCAAUGGUAGACAGGUUUACGUGGGUCGUGCGCAGAAGAAGGGCGAACGUCAGAAUGAACUCAAACGCAAGUUUGAGCAGAUGAAGCAGGACCGCAUGACCAGAUACCAGGGUGUCAAUCUCUACGUCAAAAAUCUGGAUGACGGUCUGGAUGAUGAGCGUCUGCGCAAAGAGUUCUCUCCCUUUGGAACCAUAACUAGUGCCAAGGUGAUGAUGGAAGGUGGCCGCAGCAAGGGCUUCGGCUUCGUCUGCUUCUCCUCCCCGGAGGAGGCCACCAAGGCCGUCACGGAGAUGAACGGUCGCAUCGUGGCCACCAAGCCGCUGUAUGUGGCUCUGGCCCAACGCAAGGAGGAGCGCCAGGCCCACCUCACCAACCAGUACAUGCAGCGCAUGGCCACCGUCCGCGCCGUGCCCAACCCCGUGCUCAACCCCUACCAGCCAGCCCCGCCCUCGGGCUACUUCAUGGCCGCCAUCCCCCAGGCUCAGAACCGUGCUGCUUACUAUUCUGCCAACCAGCUGGCCCAGCUCCGCCCCAGCCCCCGCUGGGCAACGCAGGGUGUGCGUCCCCAACACUUCCAGAACAUGCCCAACGCCAUGCGCCCGUCCGCCCCCAGGCCCCAGACGUUCAACGCCAUGCGGCCCACCACGGCCCAGGUCCCACGCAUGAUGACCUCUCAGCGCAUGCCCACCCAGGCCCUCGGCCAGCGCCCUGCCGGUGCUUCAGCAGCAGGGGCCGCCCCGGUGCGGGCCAUGCCCCAGUACAAGUACGCCCCCGGGGUGCGUAACCCCCAGCAGCACAUGGCCUCCCAGCCGCAGAUCCCCAUGCAGCAGCCUGCUGUACAUGUGCAGGGACAGGAGCCACUGACUGCCUCCAUGCUGGCCGCUGCCCCGCCUCAGGAACAGAAGCAGAUGCUUGGUGAGCGUCUGUUCCCUCUGAUCCAGAACAUGCACCCCAGCCUGGCUGGCAAGAUCACCGGCAUGCUGCUGGAAAUCGACAACUCUGAGUUGCUCCACAUGCUGGAGUCCCCCGAGUCCCUGCGCUCAAAGGUGGACGAAGCUGUGGCCGUGCUCCAGGCACACCAGGCUAAGGAAGCUGCCCAGAAGUCCACAACCCCGGCUGGGGUACCCAGCGCCUAAAAGAUUGCUCAUUUUGAAACCUGCUUCACCGAUGAAAAAGAUAGAAAAAAAAAUUAAACAUUGAAAAACCUAAAACUCUGAAAACAUCGAAAAAUGAUAAAUUAUUUCUUAAAAAAGAACACAAUUGACUUCGCCGGGUCUAGGAAUGGUUUGACUAGACCUUGAUAAUAAAAAAGUUUAAAAAAUAGCAAAAUAUAGAAAAGCUGAGAUAACACAUUUUGAAUGCAUUCCUGUUUUAUGUCAUUUUACUGUGCCAGUGCUCAGAAUAUCAUGCGUGUAAAAUGAUAGCUGGGCACUCUGAAAGGUAAAUUGUUUCGUAAAGUACUGGCUGUAAUAAAGUCUCGAACAGUAUCCCUGCCUUGUUUCGUCUAUGGCUUUUUGCAAAUCUGGUAUUUCUUUGUAAGUGCUGCAUUUUCUUUGAUUAGACCGGUAUAAAUCAGAUUAGGGUACUUUUGGACGACAUUUUUUCAAUUGCUCUUCAGAUGACUCACUUUAGUUGAAAUGAUAUUGCAAGUUUACUGCUGGAUUAUACAGCGCUACCACUAGAUGUCGCUAAAAGGUAAAAGUUGAAGCAUGUUUGCCCUACUUGGCUUUAUUAAAACACUAACCUGGUGAACUACAUAUCGGUGUAUGAAAUACAUAUGCCGUACCGUUGCACAUGAUUGGUGCUUAUCAAUGUUGCAUUACAAUUUGUUCUUUGCUCUUAAGGAAACGUUCUAUUGAACUGAGUCCACCCAUCAGAGUUUUAUAACUUUGAUACAUGAGAGAAGUAUAGGCCUACUGCAUCCUGUUGCUAGCACAUUUUUUACUCCAGUCUGGUUACUGUUGAAUUCUUGUUCUUUGAAAUCAGCUGCUUUUUUGUUUAAUCCACCACUCGAAUUCAUAGAUGCCAAUGUUGAUGGACAUGAUGCAAUUGCAUCCCAAUUAACUUAAUGCCCUUCCAAUCUAAAUCCUGCGCAUAGAUUACAAGACUAGCUUUAAAGGAGAGUUUUAGAAGAAUAAUGCAUCACUAGAGUGUGUAUGUAGACUAUCCUGAGCCGACUGGAGUGAUGUUUACCAAAAUGCUUGCUUACCCAAGGUUACUUUUAUUUAUUUUUAUUCUGAAGUGCAUGUUAGUGCAUCUUGAAUGUCGCAUACAUAAUGAACUUGAAUGUGUACUUAAGUAGCCUUGCGUCUCUGAAGGAGACACGCAGCCUCUUUGUUUCAUGAAAUGUUAUGAGGAACACUAAGACCCACUGUCAUUUGUAAAUUAAAUAAAUUGCAACCAUUCCACAUUGAACAAG